AUGGGCAACUGCACCAAGACCCCUGAGCGGCGGCUCCCCAAGGAUGGGAAGCCUCGCUCGGGUGCUCCGAGCUCCGGCGCAGGGGACCCUGAGGACGUGCUGGACGUGGCACAGACUCCUCCGAUGCAGGGAUACUCGGUGCUUCAAGGGCUGGUGGGGCCAGCCUGCAUCUUCCUGCGGCAGAGCAUCGCCAUCACCCAACGGGACCGGGAGCUGCGGCCCGAGGAGAUUGAAGAGCUGAAGCAGGCAUUCCGGGAGUUCGACAAGGACCACGAUGGCUACAUCAGCUAUAAGGACCUGGGCGAGUGCAUGCGGACCAUGGGCUACAUGCCCACGGAGAUGGAGCUCAUCGAGCUGUCCCAGCAGAUCACCGGGGGCAAGGUGGAUUUUGAUGAUUUUGUGGAGCUGAUGGGCCCCAAGAUGCUGGCGGAGACAGCGGAUAUGAUUGGGAUCAAGGAGCUGCGUGAUGCCUUCCGUGAGUUUGACACCAAUGGGGACGGACAGAUCAGCAUGGCAGAGCUGCGGGAGGCCAUGCGCAAGCUCCUGGGGCAGCAGCUCAACUAUCGGGAGGUGGAUGAGAUCCUCAAGGACGUGGAUCUCAACGGCGAUGGCCUGGUGGAUUUUGAAGAGUUUGUGCGGAUGAUGUCACGCUGA
This is a messenger RNA of Cinclus cinclus, 654 nucleotides long. RefSeq names its product calcium-binding protein 2-like. Gene Ontology annotation, molecular function: calcium ion binding. Bases 1 to 654 code for a protein of 217 amino acids. The transcript has 7 exons. NCBI's taxonomy places the organism in Eukaryota, Metazoa, Chordata, Aves, Passeriformes, Cinclidae. The record is from RefSeq and is a predicted model, not a curated record.